This is a messenger RNA of Durio zibethinus, 1128 nucleotides long. Its product is annotated as GDSL esterase/lipase At2g04570-like. Gene Ontology annotation, molecular function: hydrolase activity, acting on ester bonds. Lineage: Eukaryota; Viridiplantae; Streptophyta; Magnoliopsida; Malvales; Malvaceae. The record is from RefSeq and is a predicted model, not a curated record.
UCCAUCCAAUUCAUCCGACCCUUUCACAUUUUGAGUAACUUGCUUUAAAACUUAUACAAGUGAAGCAAAUUAAUGGCUUCGAUACACAUCUUAUGGCUCCCUUUUGUUCAUUUUUUGGUUAUGGUUGCAAAGAUUCAUGGGGCAAAAAUUCCAGCCAUCAUAGUGUUCGGAGACUCAUCAGUUGAUGCUGGGAACAACAACUAUAUUCCCACGAUUGCCAGGAGCAAUUUUGGGCCUUACGGUCGUGAUUUCGAUGGUGGCCAUCCAACAGGAAGGUUCUCCAAUGGCAAAAUCGCAACUGACUUCAUCUCCGAGGCUUUUGGGCUCAAAGGGGCCAUUCCUGCAUACCUCGAUCCUGGAUAUAGCAUAUCAGAUUUCGCCACCGGCGUUACCUUCGCUUCUGCUGGAACUGGCUACGACAAUGCCACUUCCGAUGUUCUUUCAGUGAUACCACUAUGGAAAGAACUGGAAUAUUACAAGGAUUACCAAACGAAACUGAGAGCCAAUCUUGGAGAUCGGAAAGCGAACGAUAUAAUCAGGGAGGCCUUAUACAUAAUAAGCAUUGGAACAAAUGACUUCGUUGAAAACUACUACGCAAUCCCAGGCCGUUCAUCGGAAUACACCAUAAGAGAAUACGAAAACUUCCUGGUAGGAAUCGCCGGAAAUUUCACAAAGGAACUGUACGAUCUAGGUGCCAGAAAAAUAUCGUUAGGAGGAGUGCCUCCAAUGGGGUGCAUGCCAUUGGAGAGAACCCGAAAUCUUCUUGGAGGAAAUGAUCAAUGCUUGGAUAGUUUAAACAAUGUGGCAGCCGAAUUCAAUGUCAAAUUGAACGAUUUGGUGAUCAAGCAGAACAAGGAGUUUCAUGGGAUGGACAUGGUCUUUUCAGAUCCGUAUGGCAUUUUGUUGGAAAUCAUACGAAAGCCAGCGGUUUAUGGAUUCGAGUUUACAGGGGUUGCAUGUUGUGCGACAGGGAUGUUCGAAAUGGGAUACGCAUGCAGGGGGAUUAACCCUUUCACAUGUUUGGAUGCAGACAAGUACGUGUUCUGGGAUUCUUUUCACCCGACAGAGAAAACCAAUGGCAUCGUAGCCAAUCAUGUGGUGAAGACUUCCCUAGCCAAGUUCUUUUGA